AUGCCCGGUGUUUACCUCCUCUCCCCGGCUCUGACAGCAGUGAUUCUGCUCACUGGCUCUUCGGGUGUCCCGCUGGAGCAUCACCGUGCACCGGACAAACCCAGCACAGUCUGGAGGCUGGAGCGUGUUCAUGUUUGCUCUUCAUCUGAGGAGAGCUCCAGGCAGGAAGCACCCCACAGUACUGGAGAUCUCUUAGCACCUGUGUCACCUCAAGACCUCAGGAGGGACCCACCUGAUGCCACCCCAGGGAGCCACCCCCACCCUGCGAGGGAACAGAUCAAUUGGCCCAAGAUGAGCGAUAACAAAGAGUGGUACCAACUAGACCAAGACCUUGACAAAGUGCUAGAAGCCACACUAGCAGGGACGGCUGAGCAGAAAGUCAAUACUCUCACAACAAUAACCUAUAACCUGGCAAGGGAGCGUUUUGGAAUUCAGGAGAAGAAAAUCAACAUCAAGUCUGCACAUCAGCCAAACAGAAGAGAGAGAGAAAUUCAUCGACUAAGGGGAGAAAUCAAGACUCUCACCAAGCAGUUCAAAAGAGCCCUUGCUGAUGAAAGGGAAGGCAUCAAGGACCUGACGAGUCAACUCCGGGAGCGCCUCUGCAGACUCCGGAAAGCAGAAAGCACUCGGAAGAAGAGGAAAGAUAGGGAGAACAAAAGAUCUCAGUUCACCAAAGACCCUUUCAGAUUCACCAGAACACUGUUGGGUGAAGCAAAAUCUGGAAAGCUGACCAGCCCCAAAGGAGAUGUGGAGGCGUUCUUGAGGGAGACCCACAAUGACACCUCCAGAAACCAGGCCCUGCACGCCAACCCAAGCAUCAGCAGUAUAAAGAUCCCAGAAAAAGAGCUCAACGUCAGUGAACCAUCCUGGAGGGAAGUCCAAGAGGUGGUGAAGAAGGCCAGAACAGGGUCUGCCCCCGGCCCAAGCUGUAUACCCUACAAGGUAUAUAAGAAAUGUCCAAUGCUUCUCCGGAGGCUGUGGAAGCUGUUCCGGAGGAUCUGGAGAAAAGGUACCAUUCCAUCAGGCUGGAAGAAGGCAGAGGGCUGUUUUGUGCCAAAGGAAGAGAACUCCUCAACCAUUGACCAAUUCAGAACAAUCUCACUGCUAAGUGUAGAAGGCAAGAUAUUCUUCUCUGUAUUGGCCAAGAGGAUGACCUCGUACAUGACAGAGAAUGGAUACAUCAACACUGCCAUCCAGAAAGGUGGAAUUCCAGGCUUCUCUGGAUGCCUGGAACACACCGGAGUUCUCAGUCAGAUGAUCCGUGAGGCUAAAGCCAGCAAGGGCAACCUGACUGUUGUCUGGUUGGAUUUGGCCAAUGCCUAUGGAUCAAUCCCGCACGCCCUCAUCCAUACAGCAUUAGACCAUUACCACAUCCCGCAGCACAUCAAAAGAAUGAUCACCAGCUACUUUGGUGGAAUCCAGCUACGAUUCAAGGCGGCCAAUUUUACAACUCAGUGGCAAAGCCUGGAAAAAGCUGCGGAGAAGGAAGCACGGGGUCCUAAAAUGGAGUCAGGAAUCCGACAACCCCCAAUAAGAGGUUACAUGGACGACCUUACCGUGACAACCACAACCCAUGUGGAGGCGAGGUGGGUGCUACCUGUUCUGGGCCACAUGGCAACGUGGGCCAGAAUGAAGUUUAAGCCAAAGAAAUCCAGGAGUUUGGUGAUCAGGAACGGGAAGUUGACCAACAGGUUCAAGAUGCAUGUGCAAGGGGAAGUGAUUCCAUCAAUAGAGGAGAAUCCAAUCAAGUGCCUCGGAAAGUGGUUCGAUGACUCACUUACUGACAGGAAUAACAUAGCCAGUACGGAAAAGCAGAUGGAGGAAUUGCUGAGGAGGAUCGAAAAAUCAGGGCUCCCUGGGAAGUUUAAAGCUUGGCUCUAUCAACACGGACUGUUGCCAAGAAUCAUGUGGUUGCUGACUGUGUAUGAGGACCUGGAAGAGGAAGGACGAAGAUCAAGGGCAGUGGACCUAGCUUCUCAAGGGGCCUGGACCAGAUGGGAUCUUCCCAAGAGGAAGAUUACCUGGGCGGACCUAUGGUGA
Carassius carassius (crucian carp) is the source of this 2040-nucleotide messenger RNA. RefSeq lists its product as uncharacterized. The coding region runs from base 1 to 2040 and encodes 679 amino acids. The record is from RefSeq and is a predicted model, not a curated record. The transcript has 3 exons. Lineage: Eukaryota; Metazoa; Chordata; Actinopteri; Cypriniformes; Cyprinidae.